Molecule: messenger RNA, 585 nt
Organism: Drosophila melanogaster (fruit fly)
Lineage: Eukaryota; Metazoa; Arthropoda; Insecta; Diptera; Drosophilidae
Exons: 1
Coding region: 84-533 (149 amino acids)
Biological process (GO): tubulin complex assembly; post-chaperonin tubulin folding pathway
Cellular component (GO): cytoskeleton
Molecular function (GO): beta-tubulin binding
Source: RefSeq, marked reviewed
AUUCGAAUCACUAGCCCAAUGUCGGUGCCUACAUAUUCAUAAACCAUCUCAUCCGUUAUCCGUUGUAGUGAUCAGUUAGUGCCAUGUACAAUCGCCACAUCGCCCACUUAUCGGCCGUGCAGGCCAACGAUACGCGCCAUAAUGCCACGCUGCGUUUCCAGAGUCGUCCCACGGAUAACGUCUACUCGGAUCCACGCCUCGAGCAACUGAUUGUCUAUCGGGCUUUGUUGCAGCACCUGCUGCAACAGAAGGAUCACUAUGAUCACGAACGGGAGCUGGAACUCCAGCGUCUCGAGCGCUUUCGCAGCGAGGGAGCCAACGAGCGCCGUUUGCAGAUCCAGGAGCAAGUGCUCAAAAAGGCACAGGGCAUGCUGCCUGGCAUCGUUUUCAAAAUGCGCAACGAGGUGGACAAGCUGAAGCGCUUCCUCGACAUCGACAAGCAGCAGGAGCUGCGCCAACUGGACACCGCCCUCUACGACAACUGCGUCGAGCUACUCAAUAACUGUCAAUCUUCUCUGGAAAACAUUAAUUGAGCUGCCAAGUUAAAUUUCAACAUUCUCAUUUGUCAAAUUAAAUAGUGCAAAC